Molecule: messenger RNA, 3057 nt
Organism: Andrographis paniculata
Lineage: Eukaryota; Viridiplantae; Streptophyta; Magnoliopsida; Lamiales; Acanthaceae
Product: manganese-dependent ADP-ribose/CDP-alcohol diphosphatase
Exons: 3
Coding region: 174-1130 (318 amino acids)
Molecular function (GO): 2',3'-cyclic-nucleotide 2'-phosphodiesterase activity; manganese ion binding; ADP-ribose diphosphatase activity
Source: RefSeq, a predicted model, not a curated record
UUCUAUGAUGUUGUCCUCCUCGCUGCUUUCCGAAUUCAUUCGUGAUUGAUUGCUGAACUCAUUCUGUUUUGUACUUUGAAAUCGCCAUUCCUUUUUGGUGAUUCAUUUGUUUUUGAACUUUCUGUUUGGAAUUUUGGGGAUUUUCAGAUUGCAGAAUUUGAUUUUUCUGCUCAAUGAGCUAUCCAAAUGGGAUCAUUGGUGCACAAGGAAAGCAGCCUCUGGUUUCUUUUGGGGUGAUAUCAGAUGUCCAGUAUGCUGACAUUCCAGACGGACGCUCAUUCUUAGGUGUUCCCCGCUAUUAUCGGCACAGCCUGCUUGUGUUGCAAAGAGCAGUGCAGAGUUGGAACAAGCAGAAGCUGCCAUUUGCCAUUAAUUUUGGGGAUAUUGUUGAUGGCUUGUGCCCAAAAGUCCAGUCUCUGACUGCAACUCAAAAAAUUGUCAAUGAAUUUAAUGCGUUUGAUGGCUCGGUGUAUCACAUGAUUGGCAACCACUGUCUCUAUAAUCUUCCUCGUGACAAAUUACUUCCUCUAUUGAACAUUACUGGUUGUGACAGUCGUGCCUAUUAUGAUUUUUCUCCAAUACCAGAAUUCCGAUUUGUAGUCCUUGAUGGGUAUGAUGUAAGUGCAGUGGGGUGGCCUGAGAAUCAUCCCAGCGCAGUUCAGGCCAUGAAAUUUCUUAAGGAGAAGAAUCCAAAUUCUAACAAGAACAGUCCAAAUGGACUUGUGGGGACGGAUAGAAGGUUUCUCAUGUUUAAUGGUGCAGUAGGAAAAGAACAGAUGGAAUGGUUGGAUUAUACGCUUAACAAUGCGACAAAGUUACACCAGAAAGUGGUGAUAUGCUGCCAUCUUCCAUUAGAUCCCAGUGCAUCGUCUCCGGAAUCAUUAUUAUGGAAUUAUGACGAAGUGAUGGAAGUUGUGCAUCGAUACAAUUGUGUAAAGGCCUGUUUAGCUGGCCAUGCACACACAGGUGGUUACUCUGUGGACUCCCGAGGUGUGCACCACCGUGUUCUCGAAGCUGCCUUGGAAUGCCCUCCAGGAACCAGUGCUUUUGGACGUGUUGAUCUUUUCCACGACAGUUUGUCUCUCAUUGGAAUGGAUAGAAUGGAUAGUCAGGAAAUGGUCUUCAAUUAGAUGCAUCAAAUGUAUUGUAUGAUCUAUUCUCGUUGCUCCUUAUGCUAUUAUAAUUUCCAUUAUCUUCAGAACAGUUUGGUUAUAUUCAAGAAAGAUUCGUCAAAGGUUCGCAGUGCCCUAUUAUACAUAAUGAUUAUAUUAGUACCUGUGGAUGCAGCAAUGAUCUGUACACCGGUUUCUUUUCUUUGCUUAGGCAAUUUGAUUUAUACCAAAGCUGGAGCUUCUGAGUGGAAGAUACUCGAUUUUCUAUCUCACCUACAACAAAGAGGAAUUCUAGUACGAUGGAUUAGUAGUCUUUCGUCAUGAUAAGUCUGAUUUCACCUCUCUCUUUAUGUAGUUUACUUAGAUCUUGUCUUCAUCUAUGCACUUGAUCAUGCUUGUCUUUCUAUUUAUUACAUAAUUCUUGCUGCUACUUAUAUUCUUGACAAGUCAUUUUAGCAGAUCCUUUACUCCUCAUUGUUAAAUAAAUAUCUCACCUAGAUCAUUGAAUAGUUCUUUAUAUUAAAUUCUUCCAACUUGUCCUUAAUCUGCAAUAUUUUCUACAUUCUGACGUUAGCAAACUAUCUUGUAGUUAAUUGUAUUUGUUUUUGACUUGGAGUAUUUUUGGUAUAUUGGCCUAUUUUGAAUUUGAACUUUUUUAACAAAAACAAAGAUUUUGAAGAAGAGAAAUAGGUUCCGGAUGUUAUGUUUGUAAUAGAACAUACAUAUUGGAUAUGAUCUUUCUAGGAGAAAAUUGUACUUUUUUAUGAUAGAUGGCAUAUUGCUAAAUAAAUAAAACAUAGAAAACACAACCAAACAGUCCUACAAAUUCUAUUCCUUUUCUUUAUAUUGGUGAGCUGCCUUUUGAAUAAUUAAGCAGGUGAUGGCAGCAUGUUUAUUUUAUCAAUUUAUUCAAUUGAUAACAGGUCACAUGGUAGAACUUUGAUAGUAUUGUUGACUUUAGGAAAAUGACAGGUACCUUCUCACUUGCAUAAAGUUUAGACUAUGUGUAACUUCUUAGCAAGCUUUCGGUAUAAAUAUAAGAAUAAAAUUCAAUCGAAAUGAAAGUGAUUUGACUUGGGAAGUAAAUCAUCCCUAUAUUCAUAUAAUUACAAAAGAAUAGAGAAUUAUUCUCAAUUUUGGUUCCUAAUACAUCAAAUUACCAGAUGCCCAGAUCAUUACCUCUGAUCAAAAGUCAUGGUUCAAGAUAUGACCUUUAAACAUACAUAGAAAUUUGUGAUUACUUUUGAACAAAGGGAUAAAAUCACUUUCCAAACGAAACUAUGAUUUACCAUUAAUUUACAGUGCUUUUCCUGCAGACAAGGAAGAUAAUUCUAAGUCUCUUAUGUGAAUAUGUGGUUUAGAGAUAAUGGAACUAAAAUAUCGAAAUUAUUACCAGCAUUUGAGGAAUAACCAAAUCUGUGUAUUGAAUUAUUUAAAUGGGAAUUUCAGUCGAUUAGGAUUCUGAUUUCCAUCAAUAAACCAAAGGCCUGAAUGUUUAACGAUGUUUAGGCAAUAGAAGUUUUGGCUAUGGAUUAAUAUUUUUGUUCAUGUAAGCUUGAAAGUUCCUAUGUUCUUCAUUUUUCAUUCAGGCAUCAACGCUAGCUAGAAAUUUCUCUUGUUAAGUAAUUUUUUGAAUUUUAUCUCGAGUGAAAUAUACCAAAAAAUUUUGGCUCUUAAAUCUUAAUAUCCAGUUCAUAACUUCUCAAUCCUACAAUAUAAUUUGCAGCUCAUCAUGAAGUCCUUGAGUUAGUUCAAUAAACUAGUUUAAGCUUUGUCGGAUGUCGUGGAGAGAGGCAGUUGUCUAUCCCUCCUAUCAAUUUUGUGUUCGGUACACUUUCUCAAAUGAGGAAAAAAUAGCUUGAGCUAUAUAGACUAUAAUAGCAAAAUCUUGAAAAAUUAAAAACCAGUUUGUUUAACAUGUUACCGAAAGCGUAGACACACCAAC